Molecule: messenger RNA, 3365 nt
Organism: Syngnathus typhle (broad-nosed pipefish)
Lineage: Eukaryota; Metazoa; Chordata; Actinopteri; Syngnathiformes; Syngnathidae
Gene: u2surp
Product: U2 snRNP-associated SURP domain containing
Exons: 16
Coding region: 1246-3063 (605 amino acids)
Biological process (GO): RNA processing
Cellular component (GO): nucleus
Molecular function (GO): RNA binding
Source: RefSeq, a predicted model, not a curated record
ACCUUUUCUUGUGUGUUUUCUCUCAUUUUUCAAAAUAAGUUUUGCCGUUAAAUGUUAGCGUAUCAUGAGUGAAAGGUAGCUGCUGUUAGCCAUCAUUGUUGCUUAAAUGAAUGCGCUUAGACAGAAUGUUGUGUUUUUCAUAAGGAGGUGUUGACUAGGCCAGUGUCGCUUUUCAAAUGCAUUCUUUUCUUUUAUUUUCUUUUUUUUUUAUAUAUUUCCCAUGUUGCCUUGUUAACAAUACUCACGUUCUAUGUCUAUUAUCUGAUGUGACUUCAUAUACAGACUCUGUCGCAAGCCAUAGUCAAAGUGGUUAUCCCAACAGAAAGGUACAUGCUUUUUUUCCUUUUUUUACCCCUCUAAAUUGGUGCACCGACUCAGAAACCCAAACAAAACAGACAACAUCCCAUAAUGAUCAUUUGAUCACUGCAUGCUACAGGGGGGCUGGUCAGUGUGUUUGAGCAAUGGUUCAAGUCGUCUCUCCCUACACACACACACACGAACGCACGCACGCACGCACACACGUAUGUGCCCAUUAUCAUUCAAAGUCACAAGGAAUCAACAACAAAUUCAAAGACACUAACUUCUGUUCAACAUGGAUAGUUCCGUCCAAAUAGAACCUCAUCAGCGCAACGACGACACAUUCCGACAUUCAAUUGCAUGUUCUUUUCAUGUAACUGCAAGUGUAUUUCACUCGUGUAGUGUCUCGGUCUGAACACUAGAGUGCACUGUUUUACCACUGCAUGCCUGACUAUCAAAGCCCAAAUGAGCGUUGUCUUUAGUACCGUUGCAGUAUCGGAACAUUUCUAUGAAGUCGACGGCGUGCGCGAUGCUUAAUUAUGGGGGGCUUAAAACCUCAAUGGCAGUGCAGAUAAAUGAGUCCCCCUCGUUAAGAGAUUGUCAUUACGCUAAAUGUUCUAAAUGCUCGUUUUCAACGUCUCGCAUUUUUUGGAAUCACGGCCGCGCACGCCCGCCAUCUGACCAUUGCUCACGUUCGCCGCCCUCCCCUCGUGGCCGCCUCGAGCCAAUCCGGCCGGCCCUACUGCCGAAUCCAAACAAGCCACUCUGACUUAGACUGGCCAUGACCUUUGACAAUGGCCUUGGUGAGCAGCACACGUUGAACUGUCUGCGGCAGCGCGGGACCCGAAAAAGGCGUCAUGGGAUGGAUUGGGAAAGUAUACGGGAUUGUACCCCGCCAUUGGUACGAUCGGCUCCAAUACCAAGAAUUUACUCUCUCUCAUCCACCGAAUGAUCGAGUUUGUGGUACGCGAAGGCCCAAUGUUUGAAGCCAUGAUCAUGAACCGGGAAAUCAACAACCCCAUGUACAGGUUUCUUUUUGAGAACCAGAGCCCAGCGCAUGUUUACUACAGGUGGAAGCUCUACACCAUACUGCAGGGCGAAGCGCCGGUCAAAUGGCGAACGGACGACUUUAGGAUGUUCAAGAACGGAUCCAUGUGGCGCCCCCCGCCUCUCAAUCCUUACCUCCACGGCCCGUACGACGAAGGCGACGAGGAGGAGGAAGAGGAGGACUCGCUCAAGAAAGGCUGCUUAAAAGAAGACGAGCGGGACAAGCUGGAAGAGAUGCUCCGCGGCUUGACGCCCAGGCGAGGCGACGUGGCAGAGGCCAUGUUGUUCUGUCUCACGCACGCCGAGGCCGCCGAAGAGAUUGUGGAAUGCGUCGCAGAGUCCCUCUCUAUCCUCAAGACGCCUCUGCCCAAGAAGAUCGCACGGUUGUAUCUGGUGUCCGACGUGCUGUACAACUCCUCUGCCAAAGUGGCCAACGCCUCCUACUACAGAAAAUAUUUUGAAGUCAAACUCUGCCAGAUUUUUGCGGACCUCAACGCCACGUACAAAACCAUCCAAGGUCACCUUCAGAGUGAAAACUUUAAGCAACGUGUGAUGUCGUGCUUCCGAGCGUGGGAGGACUGGGCCGUGUAUCCCGACCCCUUUCUCAUCAAGUUGCAGAACAUAUUCCUGGGGCUCGUUAACCUGGCGCCCGAAAAGGAGCCUGUGGGAAUUCCCGUCGAGUCCGAGCCCGCGGAGGACAUCGACGGCGCUCCGAUAGGCGAGUUCGCGGACAGCUCGCCCAUCGAGGACGUGGACGGGAUGCCCAUCGACGGCGGGCCCAUCGACGGAGCCACGAUCGACGGAGCCCCGCUGGACGACCUGGACGGCGUUCCCAUCAAGCCUUCGGAGGAGGACAUUGACGGAAUACCUUUCGACCAGUCCAAGGAGGCCACUUUCAAGGUGGCGCCCUCAAAAUGGGAAGCCGUGGAUGAGUCGGAGCUGGCGUCUCAAGCUGUGACCACGUCGAAAUGGGAAGCAUUUGAGCAGCCCGAAGAACCAAAAAGGUAUGCGGAGAACAGCGACGAGGAGCGGAGUCCCCGCUCGGCGGUGGCCACCCCGGGCUACUCCAACCCCGCCAGGGACGACGCCGACCUGAAGGCCAAACUGAACGAGGAGAAGCGGAGCAAACUCCGAGAGAUAGAGGUGAAAGUCAUGAAGUUCCAAGACGAGCUGGAAUCAGGGAAGAGGCCCAAGAAGCCCGGUCAGAGCUUUCAGGAGCAGGUGGAACAUUACAGGGACAAACUACUGCAGAAGGAGAAGGAGAAGGAGAAACAAGAGCGGGAAAAAGAGCGAGAGAAGAGGGACAAAGAGAAAGCGGACACCAGGUUGAAAGACUUGAAGAAGGACAAGGAAGACACGCCCACCAGGAAAGAUAAGUACUCGUCCCCGGCCGUCGAGAGGAAGCGACGACACAGCAACUCCCCCAGCCCCUCGCGUGGUGGCGGCGGUAGCAGCAGACGGGCCCGCUCGCCGUCCCCCCGCUCAGAGCGGUCUGAGCGUUCGUACUCAAAGGAUACGUCCUCGCGCUCUUCUCACAAGGACUCCCCGCGCUCUUUGGUUAAGAAGUCCUCAAAGAGAUCUCCGUCAUCACCUCGCACGCCCAAGCGCUCGCGGCGGUCGCGCUCCCGGACGCCCAAGAAGUCGAGCAAAAAAUCCCGCUCCAAGUCUCGGUCCCCGCACAGUCGAUCUCACAAAAAAUCCAAGAAGAGCAAACACUGACAACCUCUAAGAAGCAAAGCCGCCACUGUGUCACCGAGUUGAUGGGGCCGUUGUACUAUAAAUGAAGCGUGCGUGCAUGGGUGGGCUGGGAGUCUCCUUUCUGUUUUAUAUUGUACAAAAAAUGUGCGUGCGUGCGUGCAUGUGUGUGCGUGUAUGUAUGUGUGUGCGUGUAGCCCACAAAACAACACUCAAUUUGAUACGAGUGUGAUGACAAUAGUUCGCCAUUAAUCCAUGCGGUCAUUUUUCUGUUUUUGUAGUCCUCAUUGAAAAUAAUUCCUAAUAAAAGUUUCAUUUUCGUUCUG